This is a messenger RNA of Vicugna pacos (alpaca), 3164 nucleotides long. The record is from RefSeq and is a predicted model, not a curated record. NCBI's taxonomy places the organism in Eukaryota, Metazoa, Chordata, Mammalia, Artiodactyla, Camelidae.
GGGACUGUGAAUGCCCUCCACAGCUUCUUCCUCAUCCCUAUAGCCAGGCUGUGUGCCUGGCAUGUCACGGGUCUCCUCAAACCCUGACCCAGCCGUAGGAGGCAGCCCCAUUGCUGUAUCCGCUUUACAGAGGAGGAAACUAAGGCUCAGAGAGGCCCCCAGCUUGUGAAAGGAGCAUCUGAGGUAAGUGUGCCUGACUCCAAAGCCCGAGCUUAUCACCACUCCCCAGGACCCUGCUGGACCCCAGCCCUGCAGCGCCCACCCAGAUGAGGCCCUGGGAGUAGCACCCCUGGGUGGGUUCAGCAGCUCCUGCUGAGUCUGGCCCCCUCUACAGCUGGUCAGGGGUGGGGUGAGGCUAGGAAUACUGCCCAGUUCCCCACACUCACCUUUCACAACCCAACUGUUGGUGCCAUGGAGCAAGAAGGGCGAGAAAGAGGCCACAGGAAGCAGCGACACUGUGGAGGGGAAGGAGGGGCGGGGAGAGGAGGCCGGCUCAGCAGAGCCUGUGACCAGAGGGCCGCACAGCUGCAGGGCCAGUGUCAACAAGCUGGCCAAGGAUGGUGACGCCCCGGGCCCUGGCCGUCCUGCUUCUCCUGCUUCUCCUGCACCUGGCCUCAGGUGAGAAAAGAUCCACAAUCAGACAUGAAAUGCCACGAAAUGUCUGCCAGGGGCAAAUCAAUAAAAACCGGUAUGAUGACUUCAGCCUUAAGGACACUGCUAAGUGCUUCCCAAAAUGUACACAGUCGGGGAAUGAAUCCUGUAAUCUGCGAGACUUGCAGAGAUACUGGCUGAACUUUGAGAUCCAUCUGGUGGAGGAAAGUCAAACAGAGACAGUGAAUAUGUCUUUUUUGAAUGCUCUUGUCAAGAACAUCAGCACGGACAUCUUGGAAGACCUGCACUUCUCUCUGACCCCCUCUCAGAUUCCGAUGCAGGUGACGGAGGAGGAGCACCAGCAUCCUGACAGAGUCCGGCUGCCCAGAAGCCUUUUUGCAUCCCUGCAGAGCCGGGGGCCAAUGGUCCGGUUGGCCAUAACUGUCUUGGACGUCGGUUCGGGGAAUCUCUUCAAGGGUCCCCGGAUCAAUCUGGAGGACGGCAGCCGCGUGUUGAACAGUCGCCUGGUGGGCUUGAGUUUGGGUCAUAUACCUGUCGCUGGCCUGGCUGACCCUUUGGAGAUCACCUUCUCCCACCAGCAUCAGCCUCCUAACAUGACCCUCACCUGUGUAUUCUGGGAUGAGACUAAAGGUAGGGCCUGGAGGACCUUCUCUGGGUAAGAUGAGGGGAAGGUUGAUGGGGCCCUUGUUCCGGACGAUCACCCACAGAGGCCGGUUUUGGACCAGGCCACCGUGAAGGCCCUCACACUCAUUUCCCAGGCUGGCUGUGGGACCUCCAUGAUCUUCCUGGCCUUCACCAUUGUCCUGUACGCCUUCCUGAGAUUCUCCCGGCAGAGAUUCAAGUCUGAAGAUGCCCCUAAGAUCCACGUGGCCCUGAGUGUCAGUUUGUUUCUCCUGAACCUGGCUUUUUUCAUCAAUGUGGGGAAUGGCUUGAGGGGGUCCAAUGCCGCCUGCUGGGCCCGGGGAGCCAUCUUCCACUACUUUCUGCUCUGUGCCUUCACCUGGAUGGGCCUGGAAACCUUCCACCUUUACCUGCUUGUCAUCAAGGUCUUUAACACCUACUUCGGCCACUACUUCCUGAAGCUGAGCUUCUUGGGCUGGGGCCUGCCUGCCCUAAUAGUCAUUGGCACCGGGAGCGCCAACAGCUAUGGCCCCUACGCCAUCCGUGACAAGGAGAACAGAACCACACUGGAGCUCUGCUGGUUCCGUGAGGACACUGCCAUCUCUGCCCUCUACGUCACCGUCCACGGCUAUUUCUUCAUCAUUUUCCUCUUCAGCGCUGUGAUUCUGGCCCUGGUGGCCUGGAAGAUCUUCACCCUGUCAAGUGCCACAGCGGGCAAGGAGAGAGGGCAGACCUGGAAGGGGGUCCUCACCCUGCUGGGCCUCUCGAGCCUGACAGGUGUGACGUGGGGGCUGGCCAUCCUCACACCCCUGGGCUUGCCCACCACCUAUGUCUUUGCACUGUUCACCUCUCUGCAAGGCAUCUUCAUCUUCUGCUGGUUUAUUGUUCUCUACUUCCCAAGCCGGAGCACCACGACCUCGACUUCUGGCACUGCCCGAGUUGACCAAGCCCACACCAUGUCUCAAGCCUAGGGGGCUGCCAGGUGGCCAGGUGGGGCUGGCCCUGUGCUCUGGACUCAGCUGUGACUUGCUGUGUGACCUCGGGGCUCCCUGCUUCCUUCUGGGCCUCAGUGUCCUCCUCUGUACAGUGUGACUGGGGAACAAAGGGAUGGGAACAAAGGGGGACCACGUGGCUUCAAAGGUCUUAUCCAGACACACCUAUGGAUCUGAGAAUUCACAAAUCCAGGAUGGCAUGAGUCUAAAGUCCCCAUAAUCCUGAGACCCCCGCCGGGACAGAGUAACACCCUCACCCCGCCCCCACGCCCACCGCCUGCCUUCAGAACAAAGCAGUCUCUCUCUGCGUCACCAUCUUCUGGUCUCAGAAAGAGCCUGAGCCCAAAUGAGGAAGUCUGUCAUUGGCCCAGCUUCUUGAAGUAGCCCCCAGCCGCUCCCCUUCCUUCCUUCCCCUUCACUGCCCUCCCUCUGCUCCACCCUCUGGCUGCCUGCACCUGAGGGGGCAUUCAGGCAGCCGUUUCGCCUCAGGUACCAGGGCAGUUGUUGCCUAGAGGUUUGUUUGGGAGGCAGUUGGUCCUCCCAUCCAGCCUUUCCCUGGUCUUGGCCACUCCCAUCAGGGCCCAUCCUCAAGGAAGAGCCUCCACUGUCCUGGGGGCUGUCCUGGGGCACCAAAUUUCAAAGAAUGCCACUUACUCAGUGGGUGGUAUACCUCAAGCAGGCCCUCCAGUCCCCAUUCUGACCGCCCCCUGGGUGGCCUGACCUCUGAGCUGCUGUCCCAGUGGGGGGAGGACAGACGGUUCGGGCUCCAUGUAUCUGAGGGCGAGGAGCCAGUGCAGGGGGGCUGAGCUGAGCAGAGAGAGGGUGGGUGUUUCUUCUGGAAUCUGAGUCCUAUAGAACAGGGUUGGGGGGCACUUUGACAGCUUCCCUCACCGGUUCAGCCCAGCCUGAGGCCCUGAAUAAAUAUUUGUUGGCCAGCUA